UCCCUCCCUCACCCCUCAUUCUCUGUCUUUUUAUUUUAUUUUUUAUUAUAUGAUUACCUAAAUUCCCAGCAAAACAAUCUCCCUCCGCUCUUAACUUACUGAUCCACCAUCCUACAUUCUGUUUGCCUCCAUAUAUUUUUAAUUAAUUAAACUUAAAACCCACUUCUCUCUCCGAGUUUUACUAUCAGAAAUGUUGGAUUUAACAACAAUUAUUGAACCUUACUUCCAAUACUUGAUCUUUGCAAUUCUCAGUGGGCUUGAUCUUUGCAAUUCUCAGUGGGUGGAUUACUUUGCGUUUAGGAAAAGACUAAUUAAUGCUUCCCACGCUCUUCCUCACACACAAUCAUCACAAGGAAGUGAACAACUAACUAAUAUGGUGGAUAGUAGUAGUGAUGACAGAGUCAGAUCCUCAUCUGUUGACGCUGCUAGAUUUCACAAGGAAUAUGGACUUGAUGGAUUGGAAUUUGAUUCCAAAGAGGAAGCAUUUUCGUUCUACAAACAAUAUGCCAAAUCUGCAGGCUUUUCUACCAUAAUAAAAGCUAGCCGUCGUUCAAGAAUAUCUGGAAAGUUCAUCGAUGCAAAAUUUGUAUGUACUAGAUAUGGAAAUGACCCAGAGUCUCCUCUACCUGCAUUUGCCACAACCAUUCCUGUCAAGAAGAAAAGAGGCAGACUUAACCGAUCAUGGUCUAAAACAGACUGCAAAGCUGGUAUGCAUGUUAAGAGAAGGCAAGAUGGAAGGUGGAUUGUUUGUAGUUUCAUAAAGGAGCAUAACCAUGAUACAUUCCCGGACCAAGGAUAUUAUUCCAGAGGUCAUACACCUUUAGCUCUAGGUAACAGUGAUGUCAGUGCUACCGCUGGAAGAGCUAAAAAAAUGCAUCUUGCCACCUCCACACAAUCUGGUGGGCACAAGAAACUUGAUCAUCAUACAGCUGGUGACUCAAAUCGAUUACGUAGCUGUCAGCUAUUGGGUUUAGAGGAGGGGGAUCUUCAAGUUUUACUUGAUCGUUUUAACCAUAUGCAAGAUGAAAAUCCCAACUUCUUUUACGCAAUGGACCUCAAUGAAGAACAGCGCUUGAGAAAUGUGUUUUGGAUUGAUGCCAAAGGGAGGCUUGAUUAUGGCUAUUUUGAUGAUGUGGUUUUUCUUGACACCACAUAUAUCAAGAAUGAUUUUAAACUACCAGUUGUGCCCUUCAUUGGUGUAAAUCAUCACCUUCAGUUUCUGUUACUUGGUUGUGCAUUAGUUGCUGAUCAAACAAAAUUAACUUAUGUCUGGUUAAUGCGAGCAUGGCUUAGAGCAAUGGGUGGAAAUGCUCCUAAAGUGAUACUAACUGAUCACGACAAAGCAUUGAAAGCAGCUGUAGUAGAGGUCUUUCCUGAUUCCCGUCAUUGUUUUUGCUUGUGGCAUAUACUUAACAAGAUACCUGAGAAGCUUGGUAAUGUCCUGGGGCAACAUGAAAAUUUCAUGGCCAAAUUUGAUGAAUGCAUCUCUAAAUCCUAUAUGGAUGAACAGUUUGAAAAGAAAUGGUUGGAAUUGGUUGAUGCGUUCAACUUAAGAAAUGACCUCUGGUUUCAAUCGCUGUAUGAAGAUAGUAAAAAGUGGGUGCCAACCUAUAUGAGAGGCGUUUUUCUUGCAGGGAUGUCCACAGUGCAACGAUCAGACAGUGUGAGCUCUCACUUUGACAAAUAUCUACAAAGGAAAACCAUGUUAAAAGAGUUCUUGGACCAGUAUAAAACAAUUUUGCGAGAGAAGCCUGAAGAGGAAGCUAAGGCUGAUUUUGAAACUGGGCAUAAACCACCUGGAUUGAAAUCUCCUUCACUUUUUGAGAAACAAAUGGCACCUUUGUACACACAUGCAAUAUUUAAAAAAUUUCAGGUUGAGGUUUUGGGAGGAAUUGCUUGUCAUCCAAUGAAGGAAAGAGAAGAGAAAGGCACUAUGACUUUUAAGGUUCAAGACUUUGAGAAAAAUCAAGAAUUCAUUGUGGUGUGGAAUGAUACAACAUCAGAUAUAUCUUGUUUAUGUCGUGGUUUUGAAUUUAAUGGUUUUCCUUGUCGACAUAUGCUGAUUAUUUUACAGUUGUCUGGGGUACAAAGCAUCCCUUCACAGCUUAUAUUGAAACGUUGGACAAAGGAUGCAAAGCAUAGUCAAACUACAGGAAAACAGUCUGAUGUUGUUGAGACUAGAAUGCGACGUUACUAUGACCUUUGCCAACGAGCCUUUAAAUUGGGUGAUGAAGGAUCUCUGUCUCGAGAGAGUUACAAUAUUAUAUUCAAUGCUCUGGAAGAAGCAUUGGGAAAAUGCAAGAGUGUCAAUUACACAAUUCAGAAUAUUACAGGACCAAUGUCAGUGGAAACUCAAGGCCCUCAUCACUUUGAAGAAGAGAACCAAAAUAGCAGCACUACCAAGGAAGUAAAAAGGACUAAAACGACCCUUAGAGAGGGAUAUCCAGAAACAGAGAUCUCAAACACUGGGAGAUGCGAUAGCUGGCAACAACUGGGUCUAUCAAAUAUACGAGUUCCGAGUCUUGAAUGUUCUUAUGAGUCGCAAGAGAGCAGGCAUAGGAUGGAACUGCAUUCAAGAACUCUCAAUAGCUAUUUCGGCACCCAACAACUUAUGCAGGGACAGUUGAGCUCUACUGGUCGACCACACGAUGCUUGCAUUACUCAACAAAGAAUAAAUGGGAUGGGGCAGUUACCCUUCAGACUGCAAAGUAUUUCCAGUUGUUAUGACAUUCAGGAUGGUUUACAAGACAUGGACCAGCCUAAUGCAGGAUCCUCUCAGUUGCUCGGCAUGGCAUCAAAAAAGCUGCAUUCCAAACACAUCUCUAAAUAGGUGACACUAUAGAGCCAGUCUAACAAAAGUAGGUUGAGUGUUGAGAGAAUUCACAACAAGGGCUGCUUGAUAUACCAACUUGAAGAUGCUAACAAACACACACACACAUAUAUACGUAUGUAUGUAUAUAAUUUCUUUUACUAUUAGUGUAUUUUUCAUGAUUAAUUCUAGUGUCUCGGUGAGGCUGCCGUAGUAGCACCUAUGCAAAUGAUAUUUUAGCGCUUGGCUUGGUUUGGCUUUAGCUUUUUGGGAAUGAUUUAUGGCCGUCGAACUCUUGUUGAAAGAGGCUUGCCAUUUGUAAAUUAUACAAAUACUGUAUUCUUUUGUUGUACUGAUAAUAAGUUUUAUGUUUCUGAA
Molecule: messenger RNA, 3187 nt
Organism: Gossypium raimondii (Peruvian cotton)
Lineage: Eukaryota; Viridiplantae; Streptophyta; Magnoliopsida; Malvales; Malvaceae
Product: protein FAR-RED IMPAIRED RESPONSE 1
Exons: 8
Coding region: 191-2830 (879 amino acids)
Biological process (GO): regulation of DNA-templated transcription
Molecular function (GO): zinc ion binding
Source: RefSeq, a predicted model, not a curated record